Molecule: messenger RNA, 822 nt
Organism: Gryllus bimaculatus (two-spotted cricket)
Lineage: Eukaryota; Metazoa; Arthropoda; Insecta; Orthoptera; Gryllidae
Source: the annotation of a GenBank genome assembly
AUGAGGUCUGUGGCGCGACUCUGUGGCGCCAGGCGAUCAACAGGAAGGGCGCAACAGGAAGGGCCGUGGGUGAACGGCACCUGCAACCCCCCUCCCAUUGACAUCGACGUGGAGCGAACCGAGGUGCACCCGCUGUACAAGCCAGGCGUGGCCACCCACCACGACAUCGCGCUGGUGCGGCUGUCGCGGCCCGUGUGCCUGCCCGUCACCCGGGAGAACCUCAACCUGCGCCUCGACGGCCAGGCGCUGGUGGCGGCGGGCUGGGGCCUCACCGAGGACAACGUGGGCAGCAACGUCCUGAAGGAUGUCAUCCUUACUGUGGUGCCCUUGGACAAGUGCAAGCAGGUUUUUGAACGGCCCGGCCUGCAGACGGAGAUCGUCCCGCAGCAGCUGUGCGCGGGCGGGGAGGCCGGCAAGAACGCGUGCAACGGCGACAGCGGCGGGCCCCUCGUCAUGGAUGCGCUCUCCGCCGACGGGCUGGAGUCGAAGGCGGUGCUCUUCGGCAUCGUCUCCUUCGGCCACAACACCUGCACCACGGAGGGCGUGCCGGGCGUGUACACGCGCGUCGCCUUCUACAUGAAGUGGGUGCUGGACACCAUGACGCCUUGAGGGCUGCGAACCAACUCUUGCGCGCUUAGGCGCUCUUGCUUGCAGGCUGGCAUGGAGAGGUUUCAUUCUAACAUACUUUUGGCACGAUCAAAAGAUGGUUGUUGCUCCAUUCAUUGAAUGUUCAAAAGUAGUGAUUGAUGGUGUACGUGGAAGAAUUUAAACUGGAAGUAUGUAUGCGGUUUAAGCAAUAAAAAUGCAUUUUGAUGUUUUAAA